GAGGGGGCGGAGAGAAGCCGCAGCUGCAACUUCGCUGGAGCCUCUGAACCUGGGCUCAGCCGGAGACCAAGCCGCCGACGCCGCAGGGCCUCCGCUUCCCUGGCUCGGGCCUCAACCCAGGCGGCUCGACCAUGGCAGCCGCCGCCGCUGUAGCGAAUCUGGCUCCUGCGGUCCCCGCCCGUCGCUGAGCAGCCGUUAACCAGCCCGCCCGCUCGCCCCCCGCCGGUGCCGCCUCGGCCCAGGCUCCGCACAAGUUUCCGCCGCCGAAGAGGCAGGAGGCGAAGGCAGCGGAGGACGGACGUGGGGAGUCGGGCGCCCCCGGCCCACUCGGCACUCCGGCCCGCAAUGUGGGGACGCUUCCUGACUGCGGAUGCCGGCGGCAGGGACAGCCCAGGCGGAACCCGCAGCUUCCCCGCGGGCCCAGAUUAUUCUUCAUCGGCAUGGUUACCUGGUAAUGAAUCAUUGUGGCAGGCCACAACUGUUCCAUCUAACCAGAGAAAUAACCAUAUCAGGAGACAUAGUAUAGCUUCUGACAGUGGUGACACUGGCAUUGGAACUUCCUGUUCUGACAGCGUGGAAGAUCAUUCAACUUCAAGUGGCACAUUAUCUUUUAAGCCUAGUCGAUCAUUGGUUACUCUUCCUACUGCCCAUGUCAUGCCGUCUAAUGCCAGCGCUUCACUUUCCAAACAUAGGGAGUCAUUGACAUCAGAUGGGUCAAAAUGGAGUACAAGCCUCAUGCAAACAUUGGGAAACCACAGUAGAGGGGAGCAGGACUCUUCACUAGACAUGAAGGACUUCCGGCCCCUCCGGAAAUGGUCAUCUUUAUCCAAGCUCACUGUCCCAGAUAACUGCAGCCAGGGUGGCAUUGUGCACACGGAGCAGGCGAGGAGUGGUUUGGAAAAGACAGGGAGAGGCAAGGCUUUAACAUCACAACUAAGGACAAUUGGACCUAGCUGCUUACAUGAUAGUAUGGAGAUGCUUAAGUUAGAGGACAAGGAAGUAAAUAAAACACGAUCAUCAACUCUGGACAGCAAAUAUAAAUUUGAGAGCUGUGGCAAAGAGGACGUUAAAGCUUCUUCCUCUACUUUUCGGAGACAGACCUUAGACAUGACAUACAGUGCCUUACCUGAAAGCAAGCCCCUUAUGACAAGCUCAGAGGCUUUUGAACCUCCAAAAUAUUUAAUGCUUGGUCAACAAGCAGUAGGUGGAGUUCCCAUUCAGCCUUCUGUGAGGACACAGAUGUGGCUUACGGAACAGUUGCGGACAAACCCUUUGGAAGGUAGAACUACAGAGGACUCUUACAGUUUAGCUCCCUGGCAACAGCAGCAAAUUGAAGAGUUUCGACAAGAAAGUGAAACACCAAUGCAGGUUUUGACUGGAUCAUCUCAUCAAAGUUAUUCACCUGCUGGCUAUCAAGAUUUCGGUAAAUGGGAAUCAGUGCUGAAAAUCAAAGAAGGACUACUAAGGCAGAAAGAAAUUGUAAUUGAUCGGCAGAAGCAACAAUUCCACCUGCAUGAAGUAAGGGAUAAUGAAUUACGAGCACAACAUGCCAUGUUAGGACAUUGUAAUUGUGAGGAUUCUUAUGUGACUGGUUUGCAGCCACAAUAUGAGAACACUUCACUCCAGACUCCAUUUUCAGAUCAGUCAGCAUCUCAUUCCCAGCAAGAAGAACUUGAGCAAAAGCUUGCAUCUACUGAAAAAGAGGUUUUACAGCUCAAUCAGUUUCUCAAACAAAGAAUAAGCCAGUUCAGUGACGAGAAGAAGAAACUGGAGGAAAAGCUUAAGACCAGAGACAGAUAUAUAAGUAGCCUGAAAAAGAAAUGUCAGAAGGAAUCUGAACAAAAUAAAGAAAAACAGAGAAGAAUUGAGACCUUGGAAAAGUAUCUGGCUGAUCUUCCAACUCUUGAUGAUGUUCAGAGUCAGAGUCUACAGCUGCAGUUUCUAGAAGAAAAAAAUAAGAGUUUGCAAGAGACUUUGAUAGAGACGGAAAAAGAACUUGAAGACUUCAAAAAACGGUGUCAAGAAAAAGAGGCACAGCUACUAUGCCAGAAAAAGAAGGAAAAGGAGUUGGUUACUACAGUUCAGAGUUUACAGCAAAAAGUGGAAAGAUGCCUUGAAGAUGGAAUUCGCCUCCCUAUGUUAGAUGCAAAACAGCUUCAGAAUGAAAAUGAUAACCUAAGAGAACAAAAUGAGAAUGCUAAUAAGAUAAUAGACAGCCAACAAGAUGAGAUUGACAGAAUGAUAUUAGAAAUUCAGUCUAUGCAGGGGAAACUUUCUAAAGAAAAAUUGACUACUCAAAAGAUGAUGGAAGAGCUGGAAAAGAAAGAAAGAAAUCUGCAGAGAUUAACAAGAACAUUGCUUGAUAACCAAAGACAGACAGAAGAGACCUGCUCUUUAUUGGAUCAGGGCCAGGAAGCAGAGCAAUCCAGGCAGCAGACCAUUCUUUCCAAAAGGCCACUCUUUGAUUUGAGUGUGAUUGAUCAGCUCUUCAAAGAAAUGUCCUAUUGUUUAUUUGACUUGAAGGCUUUGUGUAGUAUUCUUAAUCAGCGUGCUCAGGGCAAGGAACCUAAUCUUUCCUUGUUACUGGGUAUCAGAUCAAUGAACUGUUCAGCUGAAGAGACCGAGAAUGACCACAGCCCAGAAACACUCACUAAGAAACUGUCAGAUGUUUGCCAGUUACGAAGGGACAUAGAUGAAUUAAGGACUACAAUAUCCGACCGCUACGCUCAGGACAUGGGAGACAACUGUGUUACCCAGUGACAGGGUUGGCCCACAGCAAUAACCACCCAUUGUUGAAUGCUGCUGUGUUACAGUUCUUCACCUUUACUUUUAGGAGCCAUGAUAGAGAGUUGCAAGUGAUAUAGGACUUGCACAUAGUUUUUUUUUCUGUAGAUUUGUUCAUUUGGGGAGGAAUUGGGAUAUGAGAUUUCAAAGGGGCUUAUCUAAUCAGGCCAAAAAAGUAAAUUACCAUUUAUGAUAAAAAAUAUGAUAACAUGUAUAAGAAAAAAAAAAUCUGUGUUCUCAAACUACUGAUUGUAGGACCAAGCUGUGAAGAGUGCCCUUCAUAUAAAGGGAUAGGAUUUCUUUUAAUCGUGUGUGUGUCUGUGUGUACAUGCACAUUUAUUCCCCAAAUUGUAAGGAUUUCUAGGGUCAAAGCAAAGCUUCUGAGAAGGGCACACACACUAUAUUCUUUUGCUUCUUUUCUUUUAUGUAGAAGCAUGUGUUGUACUUGGGGUUUUUCAUAGGCUGGCUGAACAAAGUUCCCACAGCAGACAAGUGUUCUAAUAGUGGUACAGCAGGCAAAACCAUUUGUGUUUUGAACAAUCAAAGCCAUUUGUGCUAAGAUGGUGAGGUUGUGGGGUUGGGUGAUUUUAGUGCUAUAGAUAGGUCAGCUGUUUUUCCAGAGUGUUUGUGAAUUGCCUAAGUGUGAAAUUUUGGUAUGAUGAUUUUCCCCAUUAGCAUUAUAAUUUAUGGAUUACAAGGUAAUUUAAAAAUAAUCCAACCUAAUUUUAAUGUGUCCCUUACCAUUUACAAUUUUCUAUUUAUAUGCUAUAUAUAUCAAUGUAAACAAAGCCAUAUAUAAUUAAUACAAACUUAAAGAAGGCCUCAGAUCAUUGUUGUAAAAGAAAGAUUAACAAAGUGACUCUGGAACAAUAGCUUAUUUAUCCAAAUCUCAAAUGUUUACAUUUUAACAGUUUUGUAUUUUUAAAAUUGAAACUACUUUAAGAAAAAACAAACUUGUAUUCUUUAUAUCUGAAUUAUCACUAGCAUAAAACAAAAUCUAAACCUAGGUGAUACUGCAAUUCCAUUUAUUAGAUAAAGUACAUUAAAAACAGGGUUCUUCAUAGAAUACGAACUAGGCCAGGUUAGUUCUUCUAGGAGUUUAUCACUAUGAAAUGCAACUGAUUUUAAGUAGAUAUACAAUCAUUUAAACUUCCAAAUGAGUGUUUCCCUCUUGUAGUUGAUAUUUUGGAAGGACUGUAUAUUUUGUUGCCUUCAGAGCAUUCAGUACAUUCUUUUGAAUGUAUUUAGUUAUGGCAAUCAUUGUCCUUUAUAAGUUGGAUUUUGAUUUCUUGAUGCAACCAAGUGUCAUUUAGGUCAAGACCAAAUAACAGAAGGAAUGAAGGAUGUUAAUCAAGCAGAAUAAUAUUUUGGGGGGCAAGAGCAGAUCACAUGUCUGUUUUCUUGCCAGACUUAAAUACUGGUAUAAAGACUGCUCCUAGGAAAAUAUGCUCCUAAAUAUUUUCAGCAGUGAAAAUGUAUUUGGCAAAAGGCCUUCAAGGAAAUUACCCAGGAAGACAAUCAGUUCAGAAUUUGGCUUAUAUACAGCUCUCAAUAGUUAUUUUAUAGUUGUAUUUCAACAGUUACACAUUGUAAGGAUAUCAGACUUUCCUUCUGUUCAGUGCCUGAGUCCUCCCUGCCCUUUUUAAUGUCUUAUGAUCUGGGCAGUAAGAAAUCAGUGCAUUGUAGUGAUUCUGCAGCCCAAUGUCUCCAGUCUCUAAGCUAACAUUGAGGGACUUAGUCCCUGGCAAGAACCUGGCUUUCUAAUGUGUUCAUUUGUUUUUGAAUGUUGGUGGUUUAAAGACAAUCAGGGAGUAGUAAAUUUGUACCAAAAAUCUGACACAAAGCAUCCUGCCUUGUACAUGUUAGUAUUUAUAAAAAUGGCCCUUUACAGUAAAGUAGAUAAUAGCAUCUAAAAUAGAUAAGCUACAAGUGUAACACAACAUUUUGGCAUUCCCUUUGAAUAGAAUUCCCUCCUCCCACCCCCAACCUCCACAAUUUUGAAAAUAAAGAUCCCCUAAAAUGAUAGCAAUGAUGGGCAAAUAAUCACUGAUUUGGGUCACUACGUUCUUCCUUAAACGUAUGUGUUUAGGGGUUUAUGCUUUUUGUUGUUUAAACCUUUGAUCAUUUGUGUUGAUCACUAUAGAUGUAUGGUUUUCUAACUUAGUUGGCAUAAAAUAAUGUAUGUAUUUUUUAAAAAGCUAGCUUUCUAAAACUUAGAGAAUUUGGCUUAAUUCACAUAUCUCGAGGUAAAAAAUUUUUUUAACUUAGUGGGAAAUUAACUAUUGCUGAUGUAUUUCAGUUUCUAGAACGUAUUCUCCCCAUAAAAAGGGGAAUUAAGAUGUGAUAGUGUAAGUAAUAACCUUGAAUUGGAGCCUGGGUUUUGUAAAGGGGCCUAGGUAAUAAGUAGACAGCCUUGAAGGGAAUUGGGGGGAAAUAAAACUAGUGGUGGUCUGAUUUUUUUCAGUAUUUAAUUUGAUUUUUAUUUUUCAGAAAUUCCCCUUUGCCAAGAUGACCUCUUGUGUUAGAAUAGUAACAUUAUUGGUAUCUCACUAAAAGCAAAGAUUUUACUGCUAGGCUAGGUUAAAUGGGCGAAUAGAAACACUGCAGUAUCUUGUCUUAGUUUGAACUAGGAUUUUCUUGGAAGUUAUUACAGUAAUUAUAUGUCUGAGAUAAAAAUUAACCUAGAUUUUUAAGUAAAUCUCUGAAAAUUUGCUUAAGUAUUGACUAGGUAAGCCAUGCCUGAAUUUUUGGGAAAAAAAAGUAAAUGUGGACCCUUUCUGUAUUUGAAGUAGGAUUCAAUAUUUAAUAGUACUUUAUUUUAGUGAAAUUGUUUUGGUCAUGACAAUUUAAAUUAGACUUCUUUCAGUAGCUUGUUAGAGACAAUCUCAAGAGCUGGCAAGUGUUGCUAAAAUGGAUAUUGUACAUUUCUGACUUAUAAGAACGUUUAUAAAUUAAUUUUGUCGUAGUUCAAGACGUUUAAUAGGAAUCUCUUAGAGGGCAUUUUUAAGGGAACUACUUUAUCAGGAAAAUGUUCUUUCAGUAUCAGUGAUAGUUCAUUGCAUAACAGUAUCUGAGAACUUGGGCUGUAUUUUUACAUCACAUAUUUUAGCUCAGGCUCAUCUUUCGUUUGCAUUAUUGGCGUUCUCGUAUGCAGAUUUCUAUCAUUGUAGAUAUGUAAUUAUGAUAAUAAGCAAUUCUCAUAACCAUGCUCACUCAGACUACGUCUUUUUAAACUGCCAGUAGCUAGAGCUCUCAGAGCCAGAGUUAAUUAAUUUUAUUUCCAUUUUUUACUUUUUUUUUUCAGUGUUCACAAAACAGAAUAUCUAGCUUCACCCCAAAAUGCCAUGGUAUAAAUUGCUGUGUGACAAUAUUAUACAUUUAAUCAUGAAGAGGGAAAGGUUUUGGAUUUUAGGACUUUUUUCUUAUUUAAAAGUAUUGAGUAUGUUAAGAAUAUAGUUUCGAAUGUCAGUCAUUAACAACACAUAUUGCAGCUGCAUACAGAGAACCUUCUGUGCCUUUUUGCCUGCAGUAAGCAUUCAUUUCUGUUUUACAUGCGCUAUAAGGAUAUUGAUGAUUACUGCACCUUGUUCUUCUGUAAAUAGACUUGAUUAAGGAUUUUUUUUUAAAAGCAAGGGUCAGUUCAUUAAUAGGUAGAUACCUUAGAAAACAGUAAACAUGAGAGGAGGUAUCAGAUAUAGGUCUUUGGAGCCCAGCCUUUUCCCUGUUUAGUGAGCAAGAAACUCCUUUGGAAUGUAGUCAUUUGUGUGUAUGUGUGUGUACAUAUAUGUAUAAAUAGUUAUUUAAAUACGUAAAUGUAAAAUUCAGCAUCACAUUGGUGUGAUGAUAAAUAGUACGGUGCUAGGUGGUUACAUUAAAAGCACAGCAGAGUGUAUAAUCAGUCACUGCGACUGGUGGGUUUUUGUAAACUAGGUUCAGUUUUUGAACCCCCCCCAGAAUACCUCAUGUGUAAAUAUAUUGGUCAUGACUUAAUUGAAAUACAGUUAUUGUAAAAAGAAUGUGAAGCCACUGGUUGGCUUAUUAUGCCUUCUGAUGUAUAUCAUUCUUGCCUCUUUUUUUGUAAAGGGGUGGUUUUUGUUUUUUAAUAGGGUUUACAGCUAGAAUUUUGAAUGCCAAAGUUAUAUUUAUUAAAUAAAAAAAAGUUUUCAAUGUUAAUGGCUAAGUAUUUUUCCACUGGACUAUUGUUUGUUGAUGUUGAAAUUUGUAUUUACCAAGAAAUAAAUUUUUUAUUUAAAAAAAAAGUUUGCCAGGUGCCUAAUGUUAAUAUAAAAAUUGUAUUUGAAAUUUCAGACUCUCCCGAAUUCUCAAUGACAAGAAUAUGAUGACUUAACUUUUUAAAGUCUAAGUACAGAAGAGAAUAUCUUAGUAGAACAGGGACACUUCUGCUUUCUAGGUCUGUCAUACAGUUUCUUUUCAAUUGUUGAGAAGCUUUUUCUCAGGGCCUUCCCAUGUAGGGCACUGAGAUUUUCUGAUGGCAGGUGCUAUAAAUACAAGGGCAUGUCUAUCCAUUUCAGUUAAUAGUUCUGUGUCUCCACUUGGAAUUUCUAAAAUUCCUGUUUGAGUCAUGAGUCGUCUUUCUACUUGUCCAACAGACAAAAUCAGAUUUCAGUUCAUUAAUGCUGUUAAGUUAAAUCUUUUUUCUUUUCUCCCUUCUAAUCAGAGAUUGAAACCUUACUGAAACAUAUGCAAAUAAGACCUUAUUAAUUAAAAGGUUACUCUGAGGCCUUGACAGCUUUGAUGGCACCCUAGGUCCUUGUCCUAACUCAUAUAUGCCUUAAUGUCUCCAGCUCAUUAAUAUUUGGAUUAGCAGCAUUGUUUCUAGUCCCGCUAACUUGGCAUUACUCUGUCAAGAAUCUCUAACACGGCAUCUAAUUCAGUUAACAGGAAAAAGAAUCUCAUCAUAGACUCCUCAGGUUGAAGGCAAAUGACUUGGAAAUGAAAACAGAAUAGAUGGAAUGCUACAAUAUUUCCAAGGUGGUUAAUGAAGAGGUUUAUCCUUACAAUGAAAGGUGCGAUUGAUUUUUAUCUGGUUUAAAAAGUAGUGUUUUCAGUGGAGUCAGCAGAGGGCUUUUGAUGGGGUACAUCCCAGCAAUUUUGCCAAUACUUUGAACUUCUUUUCAUGCCAACUCUCCCCACCAAACAGAGUCGUUCCAUGUGGAAAUGCAGAAGGCUCCUUUAAAAAGAUUGGCUGUUAGUGAUGGUGCCAAUCAGAAGAAUGUGGAUCCAGGAGAGCAGUUUGCAAAUGAAUAGCACUUGACAUUCUCCUUAGACAUUCUUCCUGGCUGAGGACUGAAAUCGUGAUAAAAGAUUUCUAUGAUAUUUAAAUAAGACUUUGUCCCUGAUUAAAAAAAAAAAAAAAAAAAAAAAAAA
Molecule: messenger RNA, 8172 nt
Organism: Sus scrofa (pig)
Lineage: Eukaryota; Metazoa; Chordata; Mammalia; Artiodactyla; Suidae
Gene: CEP85L
Product: centrosomal protein 85 like
Cellular component (GO): centrosome
Source: RefSeq, a predicted model, not a curated record